This is a messenger RNA of Oikopleura dioica, 3612 nucleotides long. Lineage: Eukaryota; Metazoa; Chordata; Appendicularia; Copelata; Oikopleuridae. The record is from the annotation of a GenBank genome assembly.
AUGGUCAAGCUUAAAAAAGAGCUUGGAAAGCUCGAGUACCUAUCCUUGGUCUCCAAGGUCUGUACCGAGCUGGACAACCAUCUGCAGAUGGAUGAUAAGGACUUAGCAAAGUUCGUGAUCGAGCUCGCCCAUGAGCACCCGAAAUUCGAGUUGUAUCGCCAAAAACUCAUCGAAAACGGCGCCGACUUUUCCGGCGUCCUGAUGCGUUCGAUAUUCGACCUGGUUUAUCGUAUGAAACAGAUCGCCAAAUCCGGCGAUGCUAAAAUGAUCGAGGAUGUCGUGAAGACAGUCGAUCCAAAAAUGGCGGAGAAGCGCUCCAAGUUCAGCGGCUUGGCGAUUCCGGACGAUCCGAGCUUUUCGAAGAAGCUUUUGCAAACGGAAACUGAAGCUGCGGCGGAACCAGAAGCUGAUGUCGAUGAUAUGAUGGCCGCUCUAGAAGGGUUGGCAGCGCCGCCGCAGCAAGAAGAGGAAGAGAUUGCGCAACUUCCGGACGAGCCAUCUUCAAAGUCAUCGUCUCGGAGACGAAGCCGCUCUCGCUCACGAGAAAGAAGGCGGCGUUCCAGAUCGCGGUCAAGAUCACGAGAAGAUCGAACUAAAAGGAGGCGUAGAUCUCGCUCCAGGGACUCACGAAGAAGAAGAUCUAGUAGAUCACGUUCGAGGGAGCGAAAUCGCAGCGGAAGAAACCGAGAGCGAGAGCAACUCGAUAAAGAACCGCAAGUUGGAAAAAUCUAUAGCGGAAAAGUCACUUCUCUAAAGCAUUUCGGCUGCUUCAUCACGCUCGAGGGGUUGAUAAAACCGGUCGAGGGCUUGUGCCAUAUUUCAGAGCUCCGAAAUAACGAGCGAGUGAAUGAAGUAUCAGAUGUUGUUGCCCGCUUCCAGCAGGUCAAGGUCAAAGUCCUGAGCUUUUCUGGAACGCGUACUUCGCUGUCGAUGAAGGACGUGGAUCAAGCAACCGGCGAAGAUCUGAAUCCAGAUCGAUCGGGUCGACUUCUUGCUCGUCCGGAAAUCCCGCAAACCGCGAACUCAUCAUCCGGCGAUUUGCUGAUUCGAAAUCCGGAUAAUCCUCUCCUCGAUCGUAACACCAAAAGCACAGACGAUGGAACCGCUCCUGGGAGGAAUAAAACGGUCGCGAAAUUGUCGGACAUGGAUCGCUGGGAAAUAAAACAGCUGAUUCAAGCGGGAGCGAUCGACGCUUCCGAACUUCCAGAGUGGGACGAGGAUACGGGCUUGAUCUACGAUCCAGAUGCGGAGGAAGACGAGGAUGUGCAAAUCGAUCUGGUCGAGGAUGAACCGCCGUUCUUAGCCGGCCAUACGAAGCAAUCAGUAGAGCUGUCGCCAGUUAGAAUCGUCAAGAACCCCGACGGCUCGCUCUCUCAAGCGGCCAUGAUGCAGACUGCGCUAAGCAAGGAACGAAGAGAGAUGAAAAUGGACCGGAAGAAGAACGAAAAUAACGAAGAAGCGAGCGAUUCGCGCCAGUGGAAUGACCCGAUGAAGAAGGGACAGUCCUUCGACAGGGGCUCCGGGGGACCAAGAAAUCAAGACAUGCCCGAGUGGAAGAAAAAGACCAUGGGCGGCGGCGGAAAGGGCUUCGGAAAGAGAACGAAUUUGACGAUCAAAGAGCAGCGGGAAGGACUGCCUAUAUUCAAGCUUCGAAAACAGCUCCUCCAGGCCGUCGAGGACAAUCAGAUUUUGAUCGUUAUUGGCGAAACUGGCUCCGGAAAGACAACGCAGAUUACGCAAUACCUCGCGGAAGAAGGAUUCUCAACUACUGGAGUUAUUGGUUGUACUCAGCCGAGAAGAGUAGCUGCGAUGUCUGUGGCAAAACGAGUGGCGGAAGAGUGUGGGGUCCAGUUGGGCCAAGAAGUCGGGUACAGCAUUCGAUUCGAAGAUUGCACGAGUCCAGAGACGAAGGUCAAGUACAUGACAGACGGUAUGAUGCUCCGAGAGUGUCUUGUAGACACAGACUUGUCGCGCUACUCCGUGAUUAUGUUGGACGAGGCGCACGAACGGACCAUCCACACAGACGUCAUGUUCGGAUUGCUCAAGAAAGUCAUCAAAAGACGCAAAAAUCUGAAACUGAUCGUGACCUCGGCGACACUCGACGCCGUCAAGUUUUCGUCAUACUUCUUCGAAGCUCCAAUUUUCACUAUUCCUGGUCGCACCUUCCCCGUCGAGAUCAUGUAUACAAAGGAACCAGAAACUGACUACCUCGAUGCCUCGCUAAUCACCGUCAUGCAAAUCCACUUAUCGGAGCCUCCCGGAGACAUUCUUCUCUUCCUCACUGGUCAGGAAGAAAUCGACACGAGCUGCGAAAUCCUCUUCGAACGAAUGAAACAGCUCGGCCCUGACGUUCCAGAACUCAUCAUCCUUCCUGUCUAUUCCGCCCUGCCGUCAGAGAUGCAGACUAGGAUCUUUGAACCGGCCCCGCCGGGGUCAAGAAAGAUCGUCAUCGCUACCAAUAUUGCUGAAACGUCACUGACAAUUGAUGGAAUCUAUUAUGUCGUUGAUCCUGGAUUUGUUAAACAAAAAGUCUACAAUUCUAAGACUGGCAUUGAUCAGCUUUUGGUGACGCCCAUUUCACAGGCACAAGCGAAACAAAGAGCAGGUCGAGCCGGAAGAACUGGUCCUGGCAAGGCUUACAGGCUUUAUACUGAGCGAGCUUACAGAGAUGAAAUGUUGCAAACAAACGUUCCAGAAAUUCAACGAACCAACAUGGCUACGACCGUCCUUUCCCUCAAAGCCAUGGGCAUCAAUGAUUUACUAGCGUUCGACUUCAUGGAUCCCCCUCCGAUGGAAACAUUAAUCACAGCCAUGGAAUCGCUGUAUCAACUCGGGGCGCUGGACGAUGAAGGCUUGCUCACGCGUCUUGGGAGGAGAAUGGCCGAGUUUCCCCUCGACCCAAUGCUUUGUAAAAUGCUGAUUAUGUCCGUUCAAUUGGGCUGCUCCGAUGAGAUUUUAACGAUUGUUUCGAUGUUGAACGUUCAAAACGUCUUCUACCGUCCGAAAGAAAAGCAACAGGUCGCCGAUCAGCGCAAGUCUAAAUUCCAUCAAGCGGAGGGCGAUCACCUUACCCUGCUGACCGUUUAUAACGCUUGGAAGAAUAACAAAUUCUCGAACGCGUGGUGUUUUGAAAACUUCAUUCAAGCCCGAACACUGCGUCGAUCUCAAGAUGUGCGGAAGCAAAUGCUGGGGAUUAUGGACAGACAUAAGCUGGAAUGCGUCUCAGCCGGAAGAAACACUGCCAAAGUUCAGAAAGCUAUUUGCUCGGGAUACUUCCGUCACGCUGCUAAACGAGAUCCACAAGACGGCUACCGUACUUUGGUAGACCAGCAACAGGUCUUCAUCCAUCCCUCUUCCGCCAUGUUCAACCGCCAACCGGACUGGUGCGUUUAUCACGAGCUCGUCCUGACCUCGAAAGAGUACAUGCGAGAAGUGACAGCAAUCGACCCCAAGUGGCUGGUCGAACUCGCCCCGCGAUUCUUCAAGGCGGGCGAUUCAACCAAACUCUCGAUGCAAAAGAAGCAGCAAAAGCUCGAGCCGCUGCACAACAAAUUCGAAGAGCCAAAUGCAUGGCGUAUUUCCAGAGCUUUUGGUCGCCCCGGUCGUCGAUAA